GGGUUGGAGGGAUAAGAGGAUGUUUUUAUGGUGGUUUUUGGAGAAUGCUGAGUUGAGAAAAGGAAGAUGGGAAAUAUUAGAGGAAAUGCUUAUUUUGGAGUUUUUAAUGGUUGGCUUUUUGGAUCUUGAAGUUGGCAAGAAGACAAGGUGCAGUGUCAAGCUUUUUCUUUGAUGAAUGCUAUAUUAUCUUAGCAGCUCUAUACUUUCUAAGACUAUUCAAAAUAACUCUUUUGAGUGUAAAUUUACUCAACUGGAUGAUGAUUUAGUUAAAAUUUUAAGAGAAGCUACCUGAAAUAGUUUAGAACUUUAACAUAAGUAUCCAUAUCAAAGUUGAUACAAAUAUCUUAAAAAGUGAUUCCAAACAAUUCAGUAGACAUCUUCACAACAUCAUUCCAAGUCAAAUGGGAUAUUUCAGGAUAAAUAACCCUAACCUCCCAGACUGUAGGAGAUGUCAAAAAUCCUUUAUCUCAUAAAUUAAUAUUUCCUGUGCCAAAAGACAUCCCAGAUAAAACUUAAAGCAUAGGUAUUAACUAAACCUAAGGUCUGAAUUAUACAACAGAGAAAUUCAACUCGUGGAAAGCUCUCUUUUAAAAUAUAUAAGUCCCAAGACAAAGAAUAAAGAAAAUUUGAGAUUUUUAAUCAAAACAAAUAUGACUCAGAGUACGCUCUGUAUGGCCCAAGAUGUGUGAUAACAUAUUUAAGUCGUACGAAAGUGUUGUUAAUCAGAAAUUAUCAUACCUUCCUCCAUGAUCUUCAAGUUAUUACUCAAAUUUAUGAAAUGGGUAAAAUUUAUCAUAUCAGAACGAAAGCCAAAGGAUCAUAUUUUAAUCUAUAUCCUUACAUGAACAAGCCUCAUUUAUAGCUAAACUCUUUGUUAAUCUUAGAAUCUGAGGUUAAAAAUGUUCCUUGAGUUUGAAUAAACUCACAGAAAUUUUAGCCAUUAAGAAAUAAAUUUAAAAAUGAGGGAUCAAAGAUCUACAUUUUGGGAGGAGAACAAUGAAGAAAUUUAUAACUGUAUGUGAUUUUUCUCAGUGAGAAAUAACUUGUUGGAGUAGUGAUUAUGUCCAGAUGAAGGAUCCUUCAAAGAGUAUCCUCCUACUCUAAAUAUGCAUAUAGUAAUGCCUGUAAGAGUUCACCUAAUUUUGAUAACAAACUUCUCAGGUUACUUUAUUUAAGACCUUAAAAUCUGAAUUUUUGUAUGAAUUUCAGAAUCUUGAAUAAUCUUGAACCCUGGUUAUCAUGAUAUCAUUCAGAAUUUAAACCAAUUUAGAUCAUAUCCUCAAGAAAGAGAAUCAAAAGGAGACCUAGUAUAAGACGUCCCAAAAGGGGAAGCUCUCAGGAAAAAAGAUACACGACAUUUUUUAUAAAUAUGGGAUAAAAAAAUUAAAUGAAGUGUCGGUAGCCUUAACAGACGCUCCUAUAGAUUUUUCAUAUGCUCAGAUUUUGCUAAAAAAAUCCUUAACUAUGCAAAGAAAUUAAUAUAUAAAAGGUAAAGAUUAUUCAAUAUUAAUAAUUAAAAUGGAAACAUUUGCUAAUCUCCAAAGCUAUGAUCAAACGUUCUUAACUAUGUGAGAUUAUGAUAGUCUCAUUCAGUACUUUCAGACAAUGUACUGAGUAUGUUCCCUUGACCAAAUGGUCUUUCAGACCCAGAAUUAUCCCUAUUUGUCUUUUGGAAUGUUCAAAACAGAUUUGGUGAGGCCUGAGGCAAUGCAUUUUAAGAAGGAUCAAUUUCAGAGCAAAAAUCAAAGCCUGAUUGUCCAAAACUAUCUUCAGUCAAAAAGAGUAAAAGCUGGCAUUUUGGAUAAGACAUUUCAUCUUGAGCUCACUCUCAACCAGAAUUCAUUAGAAGAGAAUAAAGAAGCUACUAAUCGCGAAAGAGGAAUAACCAAGAGAGGAGGACGAGGUUCUAAAUUAAACAUAAAUCCAGGGCUUAUUAGGCUGAGACAACGUCUCCUUGAUCAUAAGAUCUUAGGGUUCACAAGGAAAUUGAAAAAGACUAGGUAUACCUCUGAUAAGUACCUUGGAAGGAGAUCUCAGUACAUUGGAGUUUCCAAGAACAACAUUCAUUGGCAAGCUUUGAUCAAUGUUAACUAUGCCAAAAAGUACAUUGGUACUUUCUUAGAUGAAAUAGAAGCUGCAAGAACAUAUGAUUUGUAUGCACUAGCAAUGCAAGGUGAAAGUGCUUCAUUAAACUUUGACUAUACCCCUCAAGAAAUGCUUGAGGCAAUUGAGCAUUAUCUUCAACACAAAUAUGCCAAAGUUUAUUGUUAAAUUUUCUUCUGGCUAUCCACUACCUACAUUUCAUUGAGAACCAAGCCUUGAAAGCUUCGAUGAAUAUCAGCAUAUUUAAUCGUAAUUCUUCAAUUC
Moneuplotes crassus is the source of this 2367-nucleotide messenger RNA. The record is from the annotation of a GenBank genome assembly. Lineage: Eukaryota; Ciliophora; Spirotrichea; Euplotida; Euplotidae.